UAAAUUCACAAUGUUAUCUUGUUGAUGUCCUGUCAUAGUGUUUCUGAGAACCAAUCUCUGCUUCGCAUGCCCCCCUGGGAGAAUGUGUGGCUGCUUGGAGCCAUCUGCCUCUCCAUGUCCCUCCACUUCCUUAUCCUUUAUGUGGAGCCCCUGCCGAUGAUCUUCCAGAUCACCCCACUGAACGUGACCCAGUGGCUUACAGUUUUGAAGAUUUCCCUGCCUGUCAUCUUGCUGGACGAAGUGCUCAAGUUUGUGGCUAGAAACUACCUGGACAAGCCCAAAGAUCUGGACAGUCCCAAGGGCAAGGCCUGCUUGCUCAGCACCUGCGCGGAGGGCAUUUCCUGGCCUUUCGUGGCUUUCUCACUCCCCCUGGUGCUGUGGAUCUACAGCACUGACACUAACUUGGCCAAAAUGUUCUGGUCUUGACUGAAAUGUGCACAGAUGUGUGUAGAUAGUGUGUACGUGUGUCUGUGUGUGUGGUUGUGCGUUUAAAGUGUGCCUCCGCAACAGAGAAUGUGUACGAGAAGGACAGGACUAACUCAAAAAUAACCGUGAUAUAGAAAUAUAACCUUUUUUUUUAACAUGUCCAGUGGGGAUUGAGGAGACCAUACAGACCUGAAGUCUUCAAGUAUAGUGACCAUUGAUUUCUUUUUGUUAUUGCAUUUUUAAUCAUUUGUUUAAUGUCUUAUUUCAAACCAGUAUCAAUUAUGAUGAUAUCCAAUUUGGUUUGGCCCCAAAUUAUGUUUAAAUGGCUGAAUGGGAAAAAAAAAGUGCUUGUGUACAGACAUUUAACACUAUUUUAUGCAAUUGUUUAUUUGUUCAGUUUGCUAACAGAGAGCAGAGUGGGUAGGGUAGAAAGAGAGAGUGAGAGAACAAGACAGAACUGUUUACUAAUGUUUACCUUUGUGUCUUUGGCGUGAACAUCGCUCAGAGCCAAUGGACUAGCAUGGUGUUUCAAAGCAGCAUGGGAAAGAGAGUGCUGGACUGAAUGUUUGAAUGCUUCACAGUCAAAUCCUCAGAUGAAAGCUGCAUGUUCUGUAUUUUGCAUGCAUUUUAUGUGGUUUUUCACUUAUGAUUUGUACCUGUAUGUCUUUCCCCAUGUGUAAUAACUUCCAUUUUUAUGGGUAUAUAUUUUGUUUCCACUAUUACCUGACACUUUUGAUUAGUAAAGCCAGUUUUUCUGCACUAGGCAGAGUACAGCUACCUCAGGACUGUCAGAUUAGACUCUCUCUGGUUGCUUCUCCCCACUUAGCUUUACACCGCUUGUACACAUUAAUGCAUGAGGUUUGCCUCUAUUUGAUGAUAAACCGAAUUUAGAUUCUUUUUGCCCUAACUAAUCUGUUUUAAGUUUUGUUUGUUUGUUUGUUUGUUUGUUUUCACUGUAUUUUAUAAUUGAUUGAACUUGCAUUAACUUAAUUUGGGGGUUUUGUUUUGGGGAGGGGUGGGUGGACAAAAGAAGUAAAUGUUACCGUUUAGUG
Molecule: messenger RNA, 1478 nt
Organism: Sinocyclocheilus rhinocerous
Lineage: Eukaryota; Metazoa; Chordata; Actinopteri; Cypriniformes; Cyprinidae
Product: sarcoplasmic/endoplasmic reticulum calcium ATPase 2-like
Exons: 2
Coding region: 25-426 (133 amino acids)
Source: RefSeq, a predicted model, not a curated record